AGAUCAUAAUCGUAUAGUGUGCGUAAAUCCGUAGGUGCAACUGAGAAGGUCAACGUUGGUUAGCAGAGGAGAACAGGGACGGCCACAGAGGACUCCUACCAGGGCGCAGUGGUGUAGCGUCUUGGUGGUUGCGAUUGUAGCCUAUUUUUGGAUCCUUUAAUUCUGUAGUGUUUGCUAUUUCAAAAAUAAUGCAGCUAGAGAAUAUUCUUCCCAGCGCAUCAACCAUCAACUUACCCAAGACGUUUUACAACCUCACAUCAUCAGAUAGUGCAAAUAAUAGCCCGGGGCCAUCGCAGAUCGAAUAUCAAGUUGACCGGACAGAAUCCGAACCAAGGAACGGUCCUAAUAAAUAUUUGAGCGGAGUGGGGAACGCCAUGAUGGGUGAGGGAGAGGGCGACGCCUUCACUGGGACUAAAGCCACCCCAGACGGAAGAAAAGGCUCACCGAUGGUCGGUGAGGAUGACCUGUCCACUGGCCGGCGGUACAACAUAGAUGAACUUGGCUCUGACAGAUAUUUCAUCUCGUCCUCUCAGACGAGCUCCGAUAUGGCAAACCCGUGUUCCCUCUUUCCAUACGCAGGACAAACGGGGACAGUGUACAGCGGGUCAAAUGGAUCCAGGUAUUCCUCCCUUCAUUACGGAUCGGUCUUGCCACCGACGGGGUUUUCGUCCUCCGUGUGCACUAGCCGGAGUCAGUUUGGCAGCAGCUACCAGUUCGGCCAGGGUCCAGGAUGCCUGUAUCCCUCCUAUCCGGGAACGGGUUCAUGUAUUGGUUCCAUGGCUCUCCCGGGGUCCACACCGGGAGCGAGGGCUCAAGUUUAUCUCUGCAACCGUCCCCUGUGGCUCAAGUUUCACCGAUUCCAGACCGAGAUGAUCAUCACGAAACAGGGCAGGCGGAUGUUUCCAUUUCUCAGUUUCAACAUCACUGGACUGAACUUGACGGCGCAUUAUAAUGUGUUUGUUGAGGUUGUGUUGGCCGAUCCAAAUCACUGGCGAUUUCAAGGAGGAAAGUGGGUUACUUGUGGGAAAGCAGACAACAACAUGCAAGGGAACAAGAUGUAUGUUCAUCCUGAAUCCCCAAACACUGGCGCUCACUGGAUGAGGCAAGAGAUCUCCUUCGGCAAACUGAAGCUGACCAACAACAAAGGGGCAAACAAUAAUAAUACACAGAUGAUUGUCUUGCAGUCUCUUCAUAAAUACCAGCCUCGGCUCCACAUCGUGGAGGUCACAGAAGAGGGAGUGGAGGACGUAGGCAGUGAGGCUAAGACACAGACUUUUACCUUCCCGGAAAACCAGUUCAUCGCAGUCACUGCCUACCAGAAUACAGACAUCACACAGCUUAAAAUCGACCACAACCCCUUUGCUAAAGGCUUCAGAGACAACUAUGACUCGAUGUAUACAGCCCCAGAGGGUGACAGACUGACUCCCUCCCCGACAGCCUCCCCUCGCUCUCACCAGAUUGUGCCGGGUGCCCGCUAUGCCAUGCAGCCCUUCUUCCAGGACCAGUUUGUAAACAACCUGCCCCAGAACCGCUUCUACACCGGGGAGCGGGCUGUGCCCCAGACCAACAGUCUUCUCUCCCCCCAGGCCGAAGACGUCGGGGCCAGCUCGGCUCAGCGCUGGUUUGUCACCCCAGUCCAGCAGUCAGGCUCUAACAAGCUGGACCUGUCCUACGACCAGGACUACUCAGCCAGCAGUUUGCUGUCCUACGGCAUUAAGCCCCUGCCCCUCCAAACCUCCCACGCCCUCAGCUACUACCCCGACUCGGCUUUCGCCUCAAUGGCGGCCAGCUGGGGCACCAGAAGCACUUACCAGAGAAAGAUGACCACAGGCCUGCCCUGGUCCCCUCGGCCCAGCCCCCCAGCCUUCACAGACGACCAACUGGUUGCUAGCAAAGACAAGCUGCCCGAGGAGAGCACCGCAGCCUCCACCUGGAUCGAGACUUCCCACUCGCUGAAAUCUGUGGACUCUAACGAUUCGGGCGUAUACUCCAUGGUCUGCAAGAGACGCCGGAUGUCACCUGGUGGGUCGAGCACAGAGAACUCGCCCACCAUCAAGUGUGAGGACUUGACCACAGCGGAAGAGUUCAACAAAGACAACCCCAAAGGCAUGGGCUACUAUGCCUUCUACACAAGCCCCUAAAAAGACUGUAUUUAUUCAAAUCGUAUAAUUUGUUGUUUUUAAUUCAGUGCUCCCCUUUACCUUUUAAACACCCUUUAUUAACUUUUAUCUAAAAGGUGCCAAAGCUUCUUGCUCCCAAGCAAGCUGCACAAGCUCACCCCACAACCCCAUACCUGAACACACACAUGCAUUGUGACAAAUUGUUGUUUUUAAAACAUGUCCCCAGGUAAUUUUAUUUUUUACAAAUGUGAUUUUAUUUAAAGUAAUUUCGUUGUACAGUAUUUGUGCACUUUAGUAUGUGAUGUAUCUUGUACAAAUUGUCUUCAUGGAGGUGUUAUGAAAUGGGUAAUAAAAACAAUCUUUC
Molecule: messenger RNA, 2484 nt
Organism: Oncorhynchus mykiss (rainbow trout)
Lineage: Eukaryota; Metazoa; Chordata; Actinopteri; Salmoniformes; Salmonidae
Gene: eomesa
Product: eomesodermin-like protein a-2
Biological process (GO): positive regulation of DNA-templated transcription; regulation of transcription by RNA polymerase II; mesoderm formation
Cellular component (GO): chromatin; nucleus
Molecular function (GO): RNA polymerase II cis-regulatory region sequence-specific DNA binding; DNA-binding transcription factor activity, RNA polymerase II-specific
Source: RefSeq, marked provisional